GGCGGCGCAGUAUUACAGCAAUGGUUGCCCCUUUUGUUCCGCCGAGUUCCUGAAUUAUUCCCCGCACAAUGAAAUGAUCGGGAUAUUAUACUGUCUCAUUAAAACAUCCCGCUACUCCCGCUGCUCCCGCGGCCUCGUCUGGGAUUAUCCAAUGAAUUAAAAAUCGAUCUUCAACCCGGUCCGAGCUGCUGCGAGGUUUCCGAAGCACGCAGUCCCGAGGAACGUGGAGUAAUGUAACUUUGAACACCGCCUGUCCCAGCAGUGGCUGUCGGCACAAUGGGACUGGACUUUGAUGUGAAGACGUUCUGCCACAAUCUGCGGGCCACCAAGCCUCCGUACGAGUGCCCUGUGGAGUCUUGUCGGAAGGUCUACAAAAGCUACAGCGGCAUCGAGUAUCACCUCUACCACUAUGACCACGACAACCCGACUCCCGCGCAGGCGAUGCCCCAGAAGAAACGGAAAGGCCGGCCUCCUCGUGCUUCCCUGGCUGGUUCAGGGGACACGGACGACGGCGGAGGGAACGGAGGAGGCUGCGGCGGGGGAGGAGGUAUCGGCGGCGGAGGAUCCGGUCACGGAGGGAACACGCCCGGCAGCCCCAACCGGUCCGAGCGCUCCCACUCUCCGGGGAGGGAGACCAUGACGUACGCCCAGGCGCAGCGCAUGGUGGAGCUGGAGAUUCAGGGCCGCAUCCACCGCAUCAGCAUCUUCGAGAACAUCGACGUGGUGUCGGAAGAGGACAGCGAUGCGGAGGACGCUCUGUCGUCCGGGGCCGGCGGUGGCGGCGGAGGGGUUUGCAACGGCAGCGACGGCGGGGCCGGGGGCAAUGAGGUCGUGGGCAGCGGCAAGGACCGCUCGGACAUCCCCUCCUCUAAUGGGGGCAAAUCCACACCGAAGUCCGGGAAGCAUAAGAGCAAAGAGAAGAAGAAGGACAGCUCGUCUCAUCACCACAGCGCCCAGUCCGGUCCUGCAGUCAAGCUUCCCGAGGCGGUUUUCAGAGAACUGGACCAAGACAGACCCGACGCCCCCCCUCGGCCGUCAUCCUACUACAGGUACAUUGAUAAGUCUGUGGAGGAGCUGGACGAGGAGGUGGAGUACGACAUUGACGAGGAGGACUACAUCUGGCUCGACAUCAUGAACGACAAGCGGCGGCGGGACGGCGUGACCCCCAUCCCCCAGGAGGUCUUCGAGUACCUGAUGGACCGUCUGGAGAAGGAGUCCUACUUUGAGAGCCACAACAAGGCCGACCCCAGUACCUUAAUCGAUGAGGACGCCGUCUGCUGCAUUUGUAACGACGGCGAGUGUCAGAACAGCAAUGUGAUCCUGUUCUGCGACAUGUGCAACCUGGCGGUGCAUCAGGAGUGCUACGGCGUUCCCUACAUCCCGGAGGGCCAGUGGCUGUGCCGCCGCUGCCUGCAGUCGCCCAGUCGAGCCGUGGACUGCGCCCUCUGCCCCAACAAGGGCGGCGCUUUCAAACAGACGGACGACGCGCGCUGGGCACACGUGGUCUGUGCUCUGUGGAUCCCAGAGGUCUGCUUCGCCAACACGGUCUUUCUGGAGCCGAUCGACAGCAUCGAGCACAUCCCUCCGGCGCGCUGGAAGCUCACCUGCUACAUCUGCAAGCAGCGCGGCUCGGGCGCCUGCAUCCAGUGCCACAAAGCCAACUGCUACACGGCGUUCCACGUCACCUGCGCCCAGCAGGCGGGCCUCUACAUGAAGAUGGAGCCGGUCCGGGAGACCGGCGCCAACGGCACCUCCUUCAGCGUCCGCAAGACGGCGUACUGCGACAUCCACACGCCGCCCGGCUCGGCCAGGCCGCUGGCCGGGGUGGGCGGGGCCAGCAUGGGCUCGUCUCACAGCGACGGGGAGCUGGACGAGGACGACGAGCCCAGCAUCGGCCACGACGAGGACUCCAAGGGCUGGAGCUCGGACCGAGCCAAGAGGGCGAAGGCCAAGUCCAGGCUGAAGAUGAAGCGCGCACGGAAGAUUUUAGCUGAGAGGAGAGCCGCUGCGCCGGUGGUGUCUGUGCCGUGUAUCCCUCCACACAGGCUCAGCAAAAUCACCAGUAACCUGACGGUACCCAGGAAAAGCCAGUUCAUGCAGCGGCUCCACAGCUACUGGACCCUGAAGAGGCAGAGUCGCAACGGCGUGCCGCUGCUCCGCCGGCUCCAGACUCACCUGCAGUCGCAGCGCCACAUCGAGCCGCUGCCCCCGCAGCCCGCCGCGCAGCUCCCUGUGAGGGACACCGAGGAGAAGCAGUCGGCCCUGAAGGAGCAGCUGAAGGCCUGGCAGCGGCUACGGCACGACCUGGAGAGAGCGAGGCUGCUGGUGGAGCUGAUCCGCAAGAGGGAGAAGCUCAAGAGGGAGACGAUCAAAGUGCAGCAGAUGGCGCUGGAGAUGCAGCUGACGCCCUUUCUUGUGCUGCUAAGAAGUACGCUGGAGCAGCUGCAGGAAAGAGACACUAACAACUUCUUCACUGAGCCUGUUCCGCUGGCUGAGGUGCCAGACUACCUGGAACAUAUUGACACUCCAAUGGACUUUCAGACCAUGUGGAACCUGCUGGAGUCUCACCGCUACCUCACGUUCGAGGCCUUCGAGGCCGACUUCGGCCUCAUCGUCAACAACUGCCUCAAGUACAACGCCAAGGACACGGUCUUCUACCGCGCCGCCCUGCGGCUCCGGGAGAUGGGCGGGGCCGUCCUCAGGACGGCCAGGCGCCAGGCCGAGCGGAUCGGCUUCGACUACGAGGCCGGCAUGCACCUCCCGCGAGAGCAGAGCCCGGACAUCCAGCGAGAGCAGGAGAGAGACCGAGAGAGGGACCGGGAGCGAGAACGCGAGCGGGAGAGGGUGAGGGAGCGAGAACGAGAGCGAGAGCGCCCCCUGUCUUCUAACGAAGACGAGCUCCUCCUGCCGGAGAACAGGCGCCGGCUGCCACUGGAGGAGCAGCUGCACUACCUGCAGGCGCGUCUGGACGAGGCCAGCUCAGGGAAGCACAGCAUCGGGCAGUCCCGAAGAGCCAAAGCCCUGAGGAAGGAGAUCAGCGUGAUCAAGAGGAAGCUGGCACACCAGCGGGAAGGCGGCUUCGGGCUGGGCGGCCGGGACUCGAUGGGCGGAGGGGACCGGUCCUCUCUCCCCCACCACUCCUCCUCUGGGGGGCAUCUGGACGAGGGCGGAGAGAGCAGCAGCCAGGAGAUUGGAGGGAAGGAUCUGAGCGUCUCCUCCUCCGCCCUGGCGCCGGAGGUGGGCCGCAGGACGUCUGUCCUCUUCUCCAAGAAGAACCAAAAAAUGGCAGGACCUCCCAAAAGACCUGGACGCCCCCCGAAGAACCGGGACGCGGGCUACGGCGGGGCGGGAGUGAGCCAGAGCCCCAUCGGGCCGCCCCAGCUGCCCCUGCUGUCGCCGGGCAGGCAGAGGAAACGGCCCCGCAGCCCCCACACCAGCUCCAGCUCCGACAGCGACAGCGACAACGACGACCUGCUGCCAGGUCUGCCCAGCAACGGUUUCGACACCGGGAGCCAGCCGGUCACCGAGAGCUUCCGCGUGUACAGAAACGAGCCCCGUCUUCCCCGCUCCAGCUCCGACUCCGAGUCCACCACCAGCAGCAGCAGCAGCGCCGCCUCGGACAGGACCAGCACAACUCCCUCCAAGCAGGGCAGAGGAAAAGCCUCGUUCUCCCGCUCCGCCUUCCAGGAGGACAGCAGCGAGGAGACGUCGGGCACCGAGAACGAUUCCUACUCAGUCGGAGGGUCGCGGAGCGUCUCCCAUUUGGUGCGCGGCCGGGACAGGUCAGGGUGCUGGAUGACCUCCGAUGACUACUCCUCCCUGGAGGCUCUGGACCUGGUGUGGGCCAAAUGCCGAGGCUACCCAUCAUACCCUGCUCUGAUAAUCGAUCCAAAGAUGCCCAGGGAGGGGGUCUUCCACCGCGGCGUCCCAAUCCCCGUCCCCCCGCUGGACGUGCUGAAACUGGGGGAGCAGAUGACCCAGGAGGCCAGGGAGCACCUGUUCCUGGUGCUCUUCUUCGACAACAAGAGAACCUGGCAGUGGCUGCCGCGCUCCAAGCUGGUGCCGCUCGGCGUGGACCAGGAGCUGGACAAGGAGAAGAUGCUGGAGGGGAGGAAGUCCAACAUCCGCAAGUCGGUGCAGGUGGCGUACCACCGGGCCAUGCAGCACCGCAGCAAGGUGCAGGGAGACCCCAGCAGCGAAACCAGCGACAGCGACUAAACUCACACACACACACACAUACACAUGCACACACCUUUAAGCGCUGGUCUGUGCGAGCGUUGCGGGGAUCACGUGUGUCUCCGUCGAGCCCAGCCCCACGUCACAAACCACGAGAAAACAGUGCCAGUAAGAAGAGAGUGGUAGAAAGAAAAACAAAGCGAAGCCACUUCCCUGAUCCAAGAUAACCAGGCUCACACACACUAAGCUGUAUUUAAUCCGACAUGUAAAAUAUUGUAUUUAAGAGAAUUGAAAAAAAGGUAUUGAUAAUAAUGAUGGAGAAUUAUGCUAUGUUCGAAAUUAUGAAUUCAAAGUAUUCCUCCUACGUGGUCGAUAUAUGUUUAACGGCAGAUGAGGUGAUGGUUUACAGAGUAAUGUUACACUCAUGUCUGCCUUUCUCUGCGGCGAUCACACGCGUAAUCUCACAUCCAGACGGGAGCGCACGUAAAGGCACACACACACACACACACACACACAUGAAUGGCGUUGCCCCAUUCGUCAUCCACGUCUCCCAAAAGAAGAAAAACAGGCCUGGUGCUAGUGUUUAGUCAGAGGAGCACAAAGAGACUGUCGCAAACCCAAUUUUACUCUAAUUUAUUCUGUCGACUCGUCCCUCACCGAGGUCCACAAACGCGUCUCACCACGGACUACUUCGAAUCACUCCGGCCUGCCGCCAGACGCCGCGGCGAGGUCCACGCCGUCCCGUGGGUCUGUGUUCAUCAUGUCCCUGUUUUUUUUAAAGCUUUUGUUAACACAUGUUGGUGUCACACACGCCGUCGGUCAAACCAAUAAUGAGGACUAAACCGAAACACACGAUUGCCUCACUGUCUGUCUUAGUCUCAGGCUGAUGGCUUUAGAACUUUUAUAUAUACAGAUUGCAUAAAGAUAGAAGUUUAAUAAAAAAGAAAAAAAG
Salarias fasciatus (jewelled blenny) is the source of this 5128-nucleotide messenger RNA. It is a transcript of the gene brpf1, whose product is annotated as bromodomain and PHD finger containing, 1. Lineage: Eukaryota; Metazoa; Chordata; Actinopteri; Blenniiformes; Blenniidae. Gene Ontology annotation, molecular function: protein binding. Gene Ontology annotation, biological process: regulation of transcription by RNA polymerase II. The record is from RefSeq and is a predicted model, not a curated record. The transcript has 16 exons. The coding region runs from base 277 to 4218 and encodes 1313 amino acids.